Amoebophrya sp. A120 is the source of this 6238-nucleotide messenger RNA. NCBI's taxonomy places the organism in Eukaryota, Dinophyceae, Syndiniales, Amoebophryaceae. The record is from the annotation of a GenBank genome assembly.
CACGCACAUAACUUUAUGCCAGCUGGAUCCUGUGGUAUAUUUCUACCUAACAAGUUCAAGUACGAGUUCGGUCGAAAAAACUACAUCUGUUUAUCUGUUUUCAAAGAUCUCGAAAUAAGAGCAGGUCCAGUAGCUUUGGUUUAUUUUGUAGCACCAGGCGAACAAGAUCGCGACAUUCUUUAUUUUUUGCUUUUGUAGUGGAUCAGAUCAACUUUUCUGUUUGGUAAGAUGUUGACGUGACACCAUUUUUUGUAUGAUUUGUGGCGUUAUUGUCCGAUAGUGAUGAUUGCAAUCGUGCGUAAAAAAAGCUCUAUGGAGAUCUAGCUGAUCAUCUGCGCGAAAGCUGUAGCAGGUUCUGUGAUCAUUCCAUCUGCUGCCCAAGGACAAGGAGGACAAGUUGUGUAGUGGUCAAUAGAAUUCUGAGUGGCUGGCGCUUCUGGUGCCCGAGUCUGCAUUUACCACAAUCACCACGAAGACGGUCGGACCUACCGCCGUCCACUACAUCAUGACGCUUUUUUCUUCCGGCUCGCCUGCGUCAAAUUUAAACGACAGGCAUUUUCGUCUCGUCGCUUGGGAAGUACUUCGUCCCGACCGAGCGAAACAACGACACCGCACCGAUCAUUUUCGUUUUCGGCCAAAGAACUACGCUAAAAUGUUCUCCGACGACGGUUGUUGUACUAGCGGCACUACUUCGACGUGUCGGUCAGAAUCGAGAUUAUUUCGUCGCCGAAUUAUGCCAUCGCGAGAUAAAGCUGCUGUCGCCUACUUUGUGUCCAUUUUCCUCCUCUGCGCCACGAUUUUCAGCCUGCUCACGUGGUCUUCCAUCCUCGGUGGCGAGAAUGGAGAGCAACAGUCUCUGGGCCGUCUUUUUCUUUUCGCCCGAGCGGAUGCAGGCGUUAUUGAACAACAUGUGCAACUAGUACCUCCCCGUCGUGGUGAAGGUGACAAGCACUUUUCCGGACAGGCAGCGGGUACCAGCACAGCACCUCCUGAUCAGGAAGUGGACCCUGCUGAGUCAACACGUCAAGCAAGCGUCGACGGAUUUUCACCGCCUUUCGUGGACGGAGGUGAAGAGGAACUACUGCGGAGGACGCUUCCCACUACCACUACGUCUGCGCUUCCACCACAAGAAAGUAGUGAAGAGGUGGCGCAACAGGCGCUGGAAGGUCGUCCUGAAACCGAGACGUGUCUCCUCGCCGGCGAAGGAGGUGUUUCAUCCACUACUUCCGAGAACCCACAACAGAUUUGUUACUUGCACGAUCCCAUGCUGCACAAAGACUCUAAUUCACGGAAGGACACCAUCGCGGAAACCCCGGACUUGAUGCAGAUCCGAUUUUUUGAGCAGGAAAAAUUUUCGGAGGAAGUGGAACUUUCGUCUGAAAAUGAAGAAGUCUUGGAAAAAUUUAUUGCUCACCGUGCAGGUAGUGGUGGUCCUGCAGCUAACGAGGAGGAUACCACCAGGACCGGUACUACAACUGCGGCAUUGACUUCUGCAGGUCCACGACCCAAAUCUCCCGGCGCCACGAGGACGACCACGUCCGGCACGUCUUUUUCAACGGAGCCAGAAAUGCUGAAGCCGGAAUCGCCGCACGUCGAGAAUAAAGCCAACUGGUCCACCGUAUGAACUGCAAAAGUAUCGUACUCGUAUAAAUGCAUUACAAAUUUGCGCAGCAUCAAAAAUAAGAUUUGUCAUGUUGAUAUACCUGUAGGAAAAAUAUUUGUAAUGCAAGACUUGCAUUUAUACGAAUGCGAUACUACUUUCGCACAGGAUACACUGUUGUCGGAUACGAUUUUCUCCUCCGCGAUGUGGACCGGUGCGACUUAUGAACUGCAAAAGUAUCGUACUCGUAUAAACGCAUUACAAAUUUCCUCAGCAUGAGAAAGGAAAUUUGUAAUGCUGAUUUACCUGAAGGAAAAAAUUUGUAAUGCAUGAUUGCAAUUACUACGAGUGCGAUACUUUUGCACAGGAUACGACUGGGAAAAGAUCGACGUCUCGAGUCCAGAUUUUGACCCCGCCCGCUUGGACUUAUGCAAGACAAAUUUACAACCGACGUGACCGUACAUGUAGCACAAAUGAAAUGGAUUAUAGUGAUGUCGGAUGAAGACAAUUUAUUGUUGCCAACCUGAAGGAGCAUGAGACUUGUCAUGCGGAAUAUGAUUUACUGAAGUUCUUGUACAAGAACAGUUUCGUUUCCAUGCAUUGAUUAUCUACCGCCGGAACGUCUACGGUUUCCUCGAUUUAUAUGGAUGUGUCAGAGUUGAAAUCGACAAAGUUGAAAUAAUUUGUCAUGCAUAAAACGGACGCCAUUUGGAACCCAGUUUCCAAGUGGCGCAUGACAAAUUUCGGUGGUUAGUAAAUCCAGUUUGUCAUGCUGUUUAGGCAAAGAAGAGUGAUUUUCUCAUGCUACUUUAGCAGCUCGAGCUGUAGCCCCCAACAGGCUUACAAUCGGCCUCACUUGCCUGCUCUGCAACACACGUGCCUCGGGUCAUGCAUUUUAUGCAUUACAAAUUAUUUCAACUUUGACGAUUUCAAACCUGACGCUUCCAUAAUUUAUUCAUUUGGAUAAAGCUGGUCCAAUAAACCCUACAUGUUCACGAACUACCGUAUGGAACUGUCAGGAUCGAAAUUGAUAAAAUCGAAAAACUUGUGAUGCAUAAAAUGCAUGACGCGAAAUACGUGUGUUUCAGAGCAGGCAAGUGAGGCCGAUUGUAAGCCUGUUUGGGGUUAUAGCUCGAGCUGCUGAAGCAGCAUGAGAGAAUCAGUCUUCUUUGCCUAAACAGCAUCACAAACUGGAUUUAGGUAUCACCAGAAUUUGUCAUGCGCCGCUUAGAAACUGGGUUCGAACUGGAAUCCAUUUUAUGCAUGACAAAUCAUUUCGAUUUUGUCAAUUUCGAUUCUGGCACUUCCAUAUACCGACUCAACCACGCCCUGAAGGCGAAGACGCAGAAGCACAGGAUGCUGCGCGAGUUCGGAGAUAAGCAGGUGAUUCUGUCCAACGCGGUUACUUACUCGCACGACAAGAAGUACAUGAGCUUCGCGGAGUAUUUGAAAACCUUCGAGAGGCUGCCAUCGCUCGAUCACUAUCCUGUGCAAAAGUAUCGCACUCGUAGUAAUUGCAGUCAUGCAUUACAAAUCUCUCUCUCAAGGCAAAUCAGCAUUACAAAUUUCAUUUCUCACGCUGAGAAGAUUUGUAAUGCAUUUAUACGAGUGCGAUACUUUUGCAGUGCAUAAUCACGAGCUGCAGAAAAAUGCUAGCACCACCUGGUUACGCAUUUAAAAUAUGUCUGGGGGCGGAGCUUGUAUAAGUAACGGUUGCUGCCACUUUUGCAGAAUGGCUGCUUGUACGGCAUAACAGUAAUUAGAAGUUUUCCUCAGCUUGAGCUUCUUUCGGAUUCAUUCGCAUUUAGCAUUACAAACUACCUCCAUACAGCACGACAACAAAAUUGUCCAAUCGCAUUAGGGCAUAUACAGAUCAUUCACCUGCUGUCCUUGAAGUCCCGCUCCCGCAUCACAAAUCCAGAGGACGACCCAGACAUAUUUGCAAUCCAUACUGGUACCUGUGCGGCGACAAUUUUUGGCCCGAGUUACUGGACGAGUACGUGUAUCCCACGCAAAAGUUGCAUCGUACUAGUAGAAAGCGCACGACAAGUUUCUGUUUCUCUAGCAGGAGAAUCGAAUUUGUAAUGCGCGUCUACCUUCAGAAAGAGGUUUGGAAUGCCAAUGCCUGCUUGCAAUUAGAAUUACUAGUAACGGGUUCUACAACUUCUACGAUGCUUUUGCAUUGCAUAACGUGCGCCCGUCGUGGCUGCCCAACAGUGAGCAUGGCGCCCUGGCUUUCGGGAUCGGGCGGACGGGGUCCGGCAUCCCGUUGCACCGGCACGGAGGGGCCCUGCUCGAAGUGACAAAUGGACUAAGAUAGUGGACAACUCCGAACACCCCCUUGAUGGUCCCCUCCUCACUUGUCAUGCAAAAUCGGCAUAAGUCUUGGUAGUUUGCUAUUGGACAGUAUUUGCAUAUACAAGUUCGUCCAGGACCGGAUGAAUCCCAAUAAACCGCGCUAUUGUCCGGACGUCAAUUUGUCCGGUAGUUGCUGCAUUUUUCCGGACCUCUUUCUGUCGCUGAAGAUGCUGUAGUACAAAGGAGAGGAAGUAGUGGGUGCCGAGAAGUUCUUGUCCACUUUCAUACCGGCGCAAGCGCUGGUUUGUCGCGCCGACCAGCUCGGAGGUGAAGCGAAAAGGAAUUCCGGCCGCCCACGCAAGAGCUGCAGCUGCAGCCCAUAGUACUACGGAGGUGUCCGCCAGCACGUCUUCAAAAAUCGAGGAUGUCGAACUGUUGAUAAAGACGCCUACAACUUCAUCCACGCAGGAUGGCACAAACUUGCUUUCAGUCGGGAUCGAAAAUAUCGUGGGCGCGAGAUCAGUGCAGGAGUCGACUGGUGACAGUACAGAACAGGUGGACCUCCUGGAACAUGUUUCUCCUGCUCCCAGCCGCACUUCCCCGUCAACAGCAGCAGCAGCAGCGCACCGGAAAGAACUGGCGAGAACGGGGCGACGCGGAGGAGCUAGGCGACACGGCGGGUCAACCGAGUCUGAUCUUUUCGACGUUGCGAUGAACAGUGGGGACUUGGCUGGAGGAGUCGUCGCUUCCGCGACGAAACAAGACCAAGAGGAUCUACAACUUCAGGAUCACAAGAUCAACUCGAUGAAAGCUGCAAAAACCACUUCUACCAAGCAGGACAAUCUGAAUCCCCAAGGACAUCGACACGUGGAAAAGAAACCCCUUUUCACCUCCUCCGCUGCAAAUAGCAAACCCGUCGAUCCUAUGCAUUGCAAAUAUGUCUAGGUCUGGAAGGAUGCAACUUGUGAUGCUGCAGUUGGAUUCCAAAAAAAUCUGUAUUGCAUGAGCAGCAAAGGGAGUGCAAUUUUUCCUGCGCGGAGAAGGCAUUUGUCAUGCGGAAUAUGCAUCAAGAAGCCCUCAAAAAAUCUGUGAUGCUAGGGCACGCGUCACAGAUAUCAUGACUCAUGCAAAACGUGCAUGACAAGUCUCAGAAUCUUCCAGAAUCAGACAUAUUUGCAAUUGAUAGAUGCACCCUUCGACCCGGAAAAGUCGAGCUUCAACUGGUUCUACGACCAAGAAGAUAAAGACUCCGCUAUCCUGUGGAAAUAAAACGUGCCCACGACAGUAAAUUUGUCAUGCGGAUUGUCAUAUGAAGCAAGUGCAAGUCUGGUUGCAUGCUGGUAGGCAUGGAGGGCCUUUUUAACAACUCGUGUUGCUCUUUCGCAAUUUGCCAACCUCCAUCAAUCAGAAUAUAGAAAAUGUAGCGAAGUCUUCAUCGAUAAAAAGCACGAAGAGAAGACCGCACUGCAUCGGGUUCAGGCUUGUCCUACGCAGUUUGCAAAUCAAUUUUCGAACCUGCGUAGCCGUAGCAGAUUUUCCCAGAUCUUCCAUCUGAAACGGGUACAGGCACGCUUUUCUCCAGGAUACUGGCGACGAUUCAAAUGUGCACGCAAAAUGAAGACGAAGCAUUGUGGCUACCCGACGACUGGUGGCACUCGACUCUGAACAUCGGCUAUCGUAUAGGAAAAACUGCUUCAGUUGUGGUAACUUUCGGAUUCGAAAAUGCAGCAUGUCCUGCAGCACAGAAGUUGAGAUGGGUUUGUCUCCGUCUUGCUAGGAAUGCAAAACAGCGGAUUUUAAGCUGCGAAGUUUUCCCUUAGGCGGAACAAGGACCUCGUUGGGCAGUCCAACCUUUAUAAUUUCAUGCAAAACCAAAAUCGGUUAACAUCAGUGAAAUAGCAGUUUUUUCGUACGAUAGCCGCGAAACGGUCUUUUGGCUGCUCUUCACCUGAGGUAUGGGCGGAGCGAAUCUUUGGUCCAGGGUAACGAGCAACUGUUUUUGUCAAUGUAUACCUGCACUCCAGCUUCCUGCACAUGCACCAUCUUCGCUUUUGUGCAUGACAAAAAACCUCCUUUGACGCAGUUCCAAAAAGAAGUACAACUAGUUUGUGAUGCUGAAGUAUAAUACUGCAGCACCAGCAGACGUAGUUGGAGCUGCAUCUGCGGCGCGCCAGAAAAAACUGUAGACUACACGAUUACCGUCGAUACCGGAUCUGUAGAACACAUACGAAGGAUUGCAAGAUUUCUGCGGUCUGAUGUUGUGCUUUUGUUUUGUGUAGUGUUGCAUGUUCUUUCCAGCACCACUUAAGCACGCCCGUUGGACGUCGAGCAACAUAACCU